AUGGUGGUGAGGACAGCUGGGUGGGGGUAUAUGAGUGGUGGAACGGAUAUGGAAAACUGGGAUUGUUGUGGUUUUCUGUCGGGCUCGGCCUACCUUGAUGUGUGGAGCAGUAGGAAGCAAAGAAUAAGUAAGAGUAUAUUUUUCAUGUCAACAGUGCCAAUAUGCCUGGGCCCUGGGUUGCUUGAUGAGUUUGCAAUCUGCCAGCCAUCUGUGUCGCACAAACUGGAUGACUACACGAGGGACCGGGUCCUCUGGCAACGUGUGGUCGCGUCGGCGUCUGCGUCGCUUUUCACCGGCGCGACUUUCGCGUCGCUGCGCGGUGCGGCGCUGCCCGGCGCAGGUCACGUGACGUCACCGGCCGUACUUAAGGCGCGCGCGCCGCCGGGCGCGGUCUGUGCCCGCAGAGCGUCUGCCGCGUCUUCUGCGCCUCCUGACAACAUCCUGCUGCAACCCGCGCGACACCCGAUCGUCGCCCGCCGUCGUGCAACUACAAGAAUGAAGUGGGUGCUGUGCGUGGCGCUGCUGGCCGCGCUGGCCUGUGCUGUCUGCGACGCCGCCCCCGCUGCCGCCCCCGCCGCCCCCGCCGCCCCCGCAGAAUCUUCGCGGGCCAUCGGCGGCGAGACGGGCCGCCAGCAGAUGACGACGACGAUGACGAUGACGACGUUCCAGUGCAGCCGGUGGUGGCCGCGGCACCAGCGCAGCCCGCCGCCCCCGCGGCCGUCGCUCCGGCCCGCCGCCGCCGCCGCAGCCGCAGCCUCCGAAGAAACGGCCGCCUCGGCGGACUACACAGCGCCGGGUGAGCAAGCGCAGCCGCUGCAGUACGACGACGCGGAGGCGGACGCCGAAGCGGACAGCCAGGCGGAGGCGGAGUCCGCCGAGGAGGCGGCGGAGGCCGUGCCCGACGCGUCGGAGGUGCGCCCGGAGGCGGUCGCGGCGCCGCCCCCCGCCGUCCAGGAGCCGGUCGGCGCCGGCGGCGACGACGACGACGAUGACGACGACGACGAUGACGACGACGACCUGGGCGUCGGCGACCUCGACGAGGACGACGACGACGACGAUGACGACGACGAUGACGAAGACGACGACGAAGACGACGACGAUCUGGACGUCACCGACGACGUCAUCGAGGCGAAGAGAUCACGAGCGAUGGAUGGUAACAAUGCUGUUCCACCUAUUUAUAUAACUAAGUACAAUCGUUUUGUGGAUAAUAUCUUAGAUCGAAUAAAUCAGGUUCUGCGGAAGAGUUAUGAUCCAGUUAAUGUACGUUUACAUUCAAACAACAACACCAAGAAAAAUGGCACAGCAAGUAGUAGUAAUAAAAAGAAAAAUGGCAACAAAAAGAAGAAUAACAGUGUUCGCAGACCAACUAGUGGGCAACGAAAACCACAUAUUACAGGCAGAAAAAGCAACAAUGCAACAGUACCUGAUGAAUCACUGAAAACAUCAAUGGUUGCUGUGUCAGAACAGCUGAAGGACUACCAACAAACUAUCACAGCGACUGUAGAAUCAACAAGGUUACAGACCAAUGUACUAGCAAGCACUGUGAGACCAACAUUAAGCAGCCGAGCAAGACCACCUCAGAAGAAAAAGCAACCACAGACAGCACAGAAGGCAGGAAAUAAGACUAACAAUAAGACUAAAUCCAACAGACCUCCAACACGUGCAACUCUCUAUGGCCUUGCUUCCAUAAAACGUGAUGGAGAUGUAACAGUCAACAUGAUGAGCUCUCACACAACCAUAAAAUCACGAUUCAGUCUGGGACCUCUGAUGCUUAAAGUUGAACGAGAAUUUGGGAGAGGAGCCAAGAAAGACAUUCGUAGUGCUGUUGCCACAACAACAGAAAUGUCCGGAAAAUUAAAUUUGAGGAUAAUGAAUGGUGGCGCAGCAACUCUGCAUUCAAUCAGGGUACUUCAACCAAAACAGGUGCGAGUUGAGAGUGCUGAUAACCAUGAUAAGACUCGCGAAUUUAUUUGGCGCCGUUCCAGUCACAUUGCUCAUCUUGUAUCACAGAAGUUAACAAGAGCAGCCAAAUCUAUGCUCCAACCACCACCUACAGUUGUUAAGUCCUGAAAUGAUUAUAAUGAUUCUCUGAAAUAAGCAUUGUACCUGCUCACUCAGUGCAAAUGAGGCCUGGUUAUAUUAACCAGCUCUAAUGUGUUGCAUUUUAUUAUGUACACUGAAAUCAGUUCAGGACUAAAUGUGUUAUGUGUUUCUAUUUAUUUAUUUAUUGUGU
This is a messenger RNA of Schistocerca serialis cubense, 2233 nucleotides long. RefSeq lists its product as uncharacterized. The coding region runs from base 1 to 2070 and encodes 689 amino acids. Lineage: Eukaryota; Metazoa; Arthropoda; Insecta; Orthoptera; Acrididae. The record is from RefSeq and is a predicted model, not a curated record. The transcript has 11 exons.